CGUCUUACCCCACGCCGACCUGUAAGCUGCAUUUUACUUGGAAAGUUCCCCUGCUUCUCCCAAAACAUCCUUAUAUAACGAGGAACGCUGGGUAGCAUUUCCAUAGCAAUCAUUCAUUUCAUUUCAUCACUGAAAACGCUUAUUACUAUUUGCAGGCUUUGUUUCCUGUUUCUUUUUUCCUUAAUUUACAGAGAAUGAGUUAUUACAAUCAGCAACAAGCCCCUGUUGGAGCUCCUCCUGCACAAGGGUAUCCUCCAGCUGGGUAUCCACAGGCUUAUCCUCCACCAGCGCAGGGCUAUCCUCCAGCUGGGUAUCCUCAGCAGGGUUAUCCUCCCCAAGGAGGACCCCCUCAAACACAGUCCAGAGAAGAUGGCUUUUGGAAGGGAUGUUGCGCUGCCCUGUGCUGUUGUUGUGUGUUGGAAGAAUGCUGUUUUUGAGCUCGAACAGAAGUUUGCAAGGCUCGUGGGUCUGCUAAGAGGGGACGAUUGGAUUAGGAUCUACCAUUAGCUGGCUCAAAAUUCAUUCUUAGUAAAACUAUGCUUGGGGUCUAUAUUGUAGCCAUAUUCUUUUUAUUGUAUUGAAUUUGCUUCGGUUGGAGGAUUGUUGGGCUUUGACUAUCUAGCGGAGUAUAUGUGUAAUAUAUAUUUUAAAUGAAUAAAAAAUAUUAAAUUGAAGACA
Molecule: messenger RNA, 678 nt
Organism: Cryptomeria japonica (Japanese cedar)
Lineage: Eukaryota; Viridiplantae; Streptophyta; Pinopsida; Cupressales; Cupressaceae
Product: cysteine-rich and transmembrane domain-containing protein WIH2-like
Exons: 3
Coding region: 195-437 (80 amino acids)
Cellular component (GO): plasma membrane
Source: RefSeq, a predicted model, not a curated record